CGAGAGUUUUCGAGCCCCGGCUGCAAGUGGUCUCUCUUCCCCGCGGCGGUUUUUCGGUCUGGUGUGGCAAGUUGCGAAGGGACCCGGAGGUCGGGAGAGGACUGCGCUCCCCCUCGCGCUCCCUUCUUCGCCUUUCUGGCUCCGGGUGUGAAAUCCCAGCGAAAUUUACGAAGGCCUCCUGGUCCAGCCGAGACCUGUCCGCAGCGUUUAAGGCCGCCGUCCCCGUCCCCACUGGGAGCACAGGGCGCCAGGGAAGGACUGGCGGGAGGAGGAGGAGGGUGGAUACGGCGGCGGCAUGGCGAGGUUCCCGAGGGCCGACCUGGCCGCUGCAGGAGUUGUGUUACUUUGCCACUUUUUAAUGGACCGGUUUCAGUUCGCCGGAGGGGAGCCUGGAAACCAAAUCAAUGAUUGGCAAUAUCAAAGUUCCCAGGCCUUCCUACGAAUGGAAGAGGAGGUGGAAGUGGACACGCACGCCUUCAGCCACCGCUGGAAAAGGAGCCUGGAUUCCCUCAAGGCGGUGGACACAAACCGAGCAAGCACGGGCCAAGACUCCCCAGAGGCCAGAGGCUUCACACACCUGCUCUUGGACGAUGGGCAGGACAAUGCCACCCAGAUUGAGGAGGACACAGAUCACAAUUACUAUACAUCUCGAAUAUACGGUCCAUCUGAUUCUGCCAGCCGUGAUCUGUGGGUGAACAUAGACCAAAUGGAAAAGGACAAAGUGAAGAUUCAUGGGAUACUGUCCAACACUCAUCGGCAAGCUGCAAGAGUGAAUCUGUCCUUCGAUUUUCCAUUUUACGGCCAUUUUCUACGUGAAAUCACUGUGGCAACAGGGGGUUUCAUAUAUACUGGAGAAGUUGUACAUCGAAUGCUAACAGCCACACAAUACAUAGCACCUUUAAUGGCAAAUUUUGAUCCCAGUGUAUCCAGAAAUUCAACAGUCAGAUAUUUUGAUAAUGGCACAGCACUUGUUGUUCAGUGGGACCACGUACAUCUUCAGGAUAAUUACAACCUGGGAAGCUUCACGUUCCAGGCAACCCUGCUCAUGGACGGACGCAUUAUCUUUGGAUACAAGGAAAUUCCUGUCUUGGUCACACAAAUAAGUUCGACGAAUCAUCCAGUGAAAGUUGGGCUGUCUGAUGCAUUCGUCGUGGUCCACAGGAUCCAGCAAAUUCCCAAUGUUCGAAGAAGAACAAUUUAUGAAUACCACCGCGUAGAGUUACAGAUGUCAAAAAUUACCAACAUUUCAGCUGUGGAGAUGACCCCAUUACCUACCUGUCUCCAGUUUAAUGGUUGUGGCCCCUGUGUUGCCGCUCAGAUUGGCUUCAACUGCAGUUGGUGUAGUAAACUUCAAAGAUGUUCCAGUGGAUUCGAUCGCCAUCGGCAGGACUGGGUGGACAGUGGAUGCCCUGAAGAGUCAAAAGAGAAGAUGUGUGAGAACACAGAGCCAGUGGAAAGUCCUUCCCAGACCAGCACAACCACGCAAGCGACAACCACACAAUUCAGGGUCUUAACGACCACCAGAAGAGCAGCCACCUCCCAGCUGCCCACCAGCCUGCCCACAGAAGAUGAUACCAAGAUAGCACUACAUCUAAAAGAUAAUGGAGCUUCUACAGAUGACAGUGCAGCCGAGAAGAAAGGGGGAACCCUGCAUGCUGGCCUCAUUGUUGGGAUUCUCAUCCUGGUCCUCAUUAUAGCUGCAGCCAUUCUCGUGACAGUCUAUAUGUAUCACCAUCCAACGUCAGCGGCCAGCAUCUUCUUUAUUGAGAGACGCCCAAGCAGAUGGCCUGCGAUGAAGUUUCGAAGAGGUUCUGGCCAUCCUGCCUAUGCUGAAGUUGAACCAGUGGGCGAGAAGGAAGGUUUUAUUGUAUCAGAGCAGUGCUAAGGUUUCUGGAACAGAACAGCACCAGUGCUGGCUUACAGGUGUUAAGACUAAAAUUUGCCUAUACCUUUAAGACGAACACACGCACGCGCACACACAAACACACACACACACACAUACCUAGAUACACGCGCGCGCACACGCACGCAAAAGAGCCCUAAGCUGCUGUAGCCUGAAGGAGACAAGAUUUCUGGACAAGGCCAGCCCAGAAAGGGUAAAAGAAAAAUUAACACUUAUACAAGAUACCAUUUACCACUGAACGUAGAAUUCCGCAGUGGGAUGGCGUCUGUAGUUCACUCAGAAUAUCUCCGGUGGACUUAUCAGAAUUAUGACAAGAUUACAAUGCUAUCGGCUUAGGUGCAGGGUUGCAAAGGGAUGGAAAAAAAAAUAAUCGUAACAAAGCUUUAGUUCAUAAGGGAUCUAUACCUCUGGUUCAAAUAUACUUCUCUGGUGUCUCAAAGACAACUGUGUUCCAAAGCCUGAACCCUUUUCACCCAGAAGGGUGAUGAUGUUGAAUGUUUCAAGAUAGCUAUGAAAAGUAGCUCAUGCAGGAGCAAAAACCAACACAAAAGGUGGGGUUUCCUAUCCUAUCACCGGAUGUGUGGCCAAAGGGUUUUGUUUUUCUGGUCUAGAUCCACCUGUCCCAACAAGUUCAUUACUUUAUAGGACGAAUCUUUUAUCUGCACGGGAGGUGUAAACGAUGCCUCCCUCUUCCCACAGUUGCUGUUCCUGGUUAAUGCCCUUUCUAUGAACGGUGACGGAAUUUCCAAGCUUUUGGCUAAGGAGGAGGAAAGGGGGAGUGGCAAAGGAGGCUCUGGGUUCUGCCCCCCGCAGAAUAAAACUUCUGAUCAGUUUUGUGAA
Messenger RNA from Pteropus alecto (black flying fox), 2743 nucleotides. It is a transcript of the gene PLXDC2, whose product is annotated as plexin domain containing 2. The record is from RefSeq and is a predicted model, not a curated record. The coding region runs from base 296 to 1885 and encodes 529 amino acids. The transcript is spliced from 15 exons. Lineage: Eukaryota; Metazoa; Chordata; Mammalia; Chiroptera; Pteropodidae.